This is a messenger RNA of Penicillium chermesinum, 879 nucleotides long. RefSeq names its product COG2 family protein. The transcript has 2 exons. The coding region runs from base 1 to 879 and encodes 292 amino acids. Lineage: Eukaryota; Fungi; Ascomycota; Eurotiomycetes; Eurotiales; Aspergillaceae. Gene Ontology annotation, cellular component: COG complex; membrane. The record is from RefSeq and is a predicted model, not a curated record. Gene Ontology annotation, biological process: protein transport; intra-Golgi vesicle-mediated transport; Golgi organization.
AUGGAUCGCUUCAAGUUCGGCGACUCGGACGAGUCUGGAUCUGACUUUGACGAGGAUCCCUCAGGCUUGCCCUUCCCCGAACCCUUAUCCCGCACCUCGUUCCUGGCCCCCGACUUUGAUCCAGCCACGUUUCUCUCCUCCUUGACCAAUCGCCACCAGAGCCUGGAGGAUCUCCGGCAAGAAUUGCGGAGCCUCGAGCAAGCUUUGAAUCGAGAGCUAUUGGAUCUGGUCAAUGAGAACUACCAAGACUUCCUGUCCCUCGGGACUGCGCUUCGCGGCGGCGAGGAGAAGGUAGAAGGAGUCAAGGUCGGCUUGCUGUCAUUUCAGCGAGAUGUCAAAGCCAUUCGUGAUAAGGUCGAAACCCGGCGCAAGGAAGUGGAUGACCUGUUAAAUGAGAAGCGACGUCUGCGGUCGGACGCGGACGUCGGUAAGGACCUGUUGGACUAUGCGGACCGCAUGGAGGAGCUUGAAUACCGCUUAAUGAUCAAAGACAAAUCCUCUGCAGACUCCACUGCGGAUGAGUCUGACACCGACUCUGAUAUAUAUGGCAGCGAAGGCGAAGAUAGCAGCGAAGACGAAGAACUAGCUGACGGAGCGACCCUCGUUUCGCUAAAACGACUGGAGCGCCACUGUCACAAAUAUGUUUUCUUGGUAUCGAUUGCCCAACGAAUCGGCGAAAAUCAUCCAUUCAUCCUAUCGCAACGAGCUCGUGUCUCGAAGAUCAAAUCAACUGUACUGUUGGACUUGAGGACAGCUUUGGAACAGGCCAAUCAAAUUGGUGAUAAACGUGAUGCGCGAACUAUGAGUGUCUUACGGCUAUAUGACAUUAUGGGCGAGGAUGUGAGCGCAAUCGCUGCCUUGAAGAACCUCAAGAUAUAG